AAAGAGAUAAAUUAAGAAGAAAACAAACAUGGAAAAUGGAAAUAAAGAUAGUUGUAGUUGUUGUAGCAACUCAAGAAUAUAUGAAGAUUUUAUGCCAACAUCAGAAUUGGUUCAUGGAAAAGACUAUGAUACCCUUCUUCUUAAUCUUCCAGGUUUCAAGAAAGAAGAGGUGAAGAUUCAAUUAUGCAAAAAAAAAGGAAUUCUAAAGAUUAAUGGACAAAGGCCAGUAAAUAAAUUUUUAAGCUUUCAAAAGGACAUUCCUGUUUCAAAAAAUUGUGACAAAAGUAAAAUAAAUGCAAGGCUAGUAAAUGGAAUACUUUAUGUUAAACAUCCAAAACUCAUAAUUUCAUCACAAAUAAAUGGAAAUGACUUGCCAACCUUAACUAAUAUUGAACCAAAACAGGAUAACAAGAAAACAGAAUUAGAUGAAUUAAGUAAACAAGACAAUGCUGAGAAACCAAACAACACUAGUCCAAAAUCCAAUGAACAAACACAAGUUGUUAAACCAAACGAAUCGAUGAAAGAUGAUGCCAUGACGCGUCCUGCUAGCGAUUUAUUUGCAAAGUUGAAGGUGUCAAGGCAAGUGAUGAACAUGGCUAUGGCUGCAUUGGUGGUUCUUGGUGUUGGUGGCUAUGUAAUGAGGUCUCCAAAGAAAGCUAAAGAAUGAGACUAUAG
Solanum verrucosum is the source of this 675-nucleotide messenger RNA. Its product is annotated as inactive protein RESTRICTED TEV MOVEMENT 2-like. The record is from RefSeq and is a predicted model, not a curated record. Lineage: Eukaryota; Viridiplantae; Streptophyta; Magnoliopsida; Solanales; Solanaceae. Bases 29 to 667 code for a protein of 212 amino acids. The transcript is spliced from 2 exons.